AAACUAAUUGCCGCAAGCAGCCGCCGCAACAGUCGUCGCACAGAGGUCAAGCCGAAGAGAUGGCGUUCAAGAAGCGACGCAUCUUCGAUCUGCGGCAAGUGCAGGCCGCCCAACAGCUGGCCGCCUCUACCCGCAGUGAUCCCGUAAAGCGCUCUAGUCCUGAGAGCCAUCAGCCCAUCCAUCGCUUCCGCCAGCUUGGAGAGUGGUUCAGCGAGAAUAUGCGCAAUUAUUGUCAGACCACGUCGCUGCAUGGCUUUAGCUACAUCACGCGGCAGGACAUCAGCCGGAACGAGCGCCUGUUCUGGCUGAUUGUCGUCAUCCUGUCCAUCAUCACAUCGAUUGUGCUGGUCGUCGUCUCGUGGCAGUGGGCCCGCCAGACGCCCACAGUCACGGUCAUCGAGAGCUCGCACUUUCCCACCUGGAACAUACCCUUUCCCGCCGUAACGAUAUGCAAUUUCAACAAGAUAUCAAAGCUUAAGGCGAUCAACCUGCUACAGCAAAUGCAAGUGCCUGCUGGAGUCAAUAGAUCGGAGCUGCACAACCUUUUCAAUCUUACUCUGUUGCCCGUGGACAAUAUGAUCAGCAAUAGUUCGUUGCACACUUAUGACAGGAUCCUAAAGCUGAAUAAUGUCAGCCUCACAACGCUAACGUCUCAGUUGUCGCCGGACUGCAUUGACAUGAUCUCCAGCUGCAUCUGGAAGGGCAUCAACACGCGCUGCGACAGCCUCUUUCAGCGCAUCGAGACGAUGGAGGGGCAGUGCUGCAGCUUCAACUAUUUCGGAGGGAUAACCAACAAUUUCCCAGAGAAAAUCGCUUAUCAGGUGCCAAAGCGUCCGUAUCGAGUCACUGGCUGUGGGUAUCCCACGGGUCUGACCGUGCUUCUCAGUCCCAUGGCCUCUGAUUACUACGGCACCUUCUUCAGCGGCUAUGGGUUCCAGCUGCUGCUCCACGACGCCUACAACUUUCCCGAUGAGAACUCAGAGACCAAGGUCGUGACAUCCACGCGCGAGAGCUUUGUGCGAAUCAAUCCAGAGUCGACCUAUGCCACCAACGACAUUCGCCGCAUGGACUUGUCGCUGAGAAACUGCCUGUUCGGGAGCGAGCGGGCGAUGCACGGACUGAAGCGGUACUCCUUCAUCAACUGCAUGUUCGAGUGCAGGGUUAAGAUGAUCCACAACCUCUGUGGCUGCGUUCCCCCGUAUGUCUAUAACAAUGGUAGCUUCAGGGUAUGCGAUGUGCUGGAUGCUAACUGCAUGAUACACGGAAAGCGUCUCUUCUCCCAUGCCUUGGCCAAUCUGAAUAUGUCGCUGUCAAUUGUGCGCGAGACGAGUAGUUUUCCCUGCGGCUGUCUGCCCGAUUGCCAGUCGAAUCAUUACGCCUCGGAGAGCACCAUGGGCAGGCUGGAUGUCAGCUACUUUGCCAAUCGUCCGGGCAGCAGCAACGACACGGACAGAAUUCUGUUGCAUGUGUUCUUCAGUGACCUCAUGAGCACCAGAUAUCGCACAGACAUUUUCCAGAACUGGCUAUCCGCCUUGGCUUCAUUCGGCGGAUUGUUGGGUCUAAUUAUGGGCUUUAGCAUCGUGACGGCCUUUGAGUUCCUGUACUUCCUGACCUUUCGACCCAUAUUCAACUACAUCAACCGCGAUUAAAGAGAGGGCUCUCC
Messenger RNA from Drosophila persimilis, 1663 nucleotides. RefSeq names its product sodium channel protein Nach. The transcript has 6 exons. Gene Ontology annotation, molecular function: ligand-gated sodium channel activity. NCBI's taxonomy places the organism in Eukaryota, Metazoa, Arthropoda, Insecta, Diptera, Drosophilidae. The coding region runs from base 60 to 1649 and encodes 529 amino acids. Gene Ontology annotation, cellular component: membrane. The record is from RefSeq and is a predicted model, not a curated record. Gene Ontology annotation, biological process: sodium ion transmembrane transport.